This is a messenger RNA of Haliotis rufescens (red abalone), 1023 nucleotides long. RefSeq names its product pheromone-regulated protein PRM7-like. The transcript has a single exon. The record is from RefSeq and is a predicted model, not a curated record. Bases 1 to 1023 code for a protein of 340 amino acids. Lineage: Eukaryota; Metazoa; Mollusca; Gastropoda; Lepetellida; Haliotidae.
AUGGAUCUGAGUUCUACAACCAUAGAUCUGAGUUCUACCAGCAUCGAUCCUAGUUCUGCCACCAUGGAUCUGAGUUCUACAACCAUAGAUCUGAGUUCUGCCACCAUGGAUCCCAGUUCUGCCACCAUGGAUCUGAGUUCUACAACCAUAGAUCUGAGUUCUGCCACCAUGGAUCUGAGUUCUACAACCAUAGAUCUGAGUUCUACCAGCAUGGAUCCCAGUUCUGCCACCAUAGAUCUGAGUUCUACCAGCAUGGAUCCCAGUUCUGCCACCAUAGAUCUGAGUUCUACCAGCAUGGAUCCCAGUUCUACAACCAGAGAUCUGAGUUCUACCAGCAUGGAUCCCAGUUCUGCCACCAUGGAUCUGAGUUCUACAACCAUGGAUCCCAGUUCUGCCACCAUGGAUCUGAGUUCUGCCACCAUGGAUCCCAGUUCUGCCACCAUAGAUCUGAGUUCUACCAGCAUGGAUCCCAGUUCUGCCACCAUGGAUCUGAGUUCUACAACCAUGGAUCUGAGUUCUGCCACCAUGGAUCUGAGUUCUGCAACCAUGGAUCCCAGUUCUGCCACCAUGGAUCUGAGUUCUACAACCAUAGAUCCGAGUUCUGCCACCAUGGAUCUGAGUUCUACAACCAUAGAUCUGAGUUCUGCCACCAUGGAUCUGAGUUCUACAACCAUAGAUCUGAGUUCUACCAGCAUGGAUCCCAGUUCUGCCACCAUGGAUCUGAGUUCUACAACCAUAGAUCUGAGUUUUGCCACCAUGGAUCCCAGUUCUACCAGCAUGGAUCCCAGUUCUGCCACCAUGGAUCUGAGUUCUACAACCAUAGAUCUGAGUUCUACCAGCAUGGAUCCCAGUUCUGCCACCAUGGAUCUGAGUUCUACAACCAUAGAUCUGAGUUCUGCCACCAUGGAUCCCAGUUCUGCCACCAUGGAUCCCAGUUCUGCCACCAUGGAUCCCGGUUCUGCCCCUAUGGAUCCCAGUUCUAUCACCAUGGAACUCAACACCUGCUACAUUUACAUCACUUGA